AUGUCUAACAGUAAAAUUCCUUCUGCACCCAUUCUCAACAAACUGCCAACGUUUAACGCUUCAGAAUUGGCUCAUAAAUUGACCAAGAAUUGCAUCAGCUUUCCUUGGCGUUUCUCAUCUACUCACGUGGAGAAGCGUGCUCCAAACUUGCCUGGCCCAACAACUAUGGUAAAUCAGAAAAUAUGCAUCCUGGCAAUUUGUAAAGAUGUUCUCCUCGUGUCGCUCGUAAAGAAGCGUUCGGUAGAGUUGAAAAAAAUGAUUAUUCAGUUUAUUCGAAAACGAAUUGACUUGGACUACGUAACAUUGAGCAUGAGUGCGGUUGGAUGA
Molecule: messenger RNA, 327 nt
Organism: Protopolystoma xenopodis
Lineage: Eukaryota; Metazoa; Platyhelminthes; Monogenea; Polystomatidea; Polystomatidae
Source: the annotation of a GenBank genome assembly